AUGGGGCCACCAAUAUCCAGGAAUUUGCACAGAACCACCAAAAAGGCACCGUCAAAGGGACCUUCCAAACCACCCAAAGCAAAAGCGCCCGUGGCUGCGGCCGAAAUUGCACCAUCUUCAACUCUACCAAUCGACCUGCUGCAACUUCUGCUCAAUGUCUUCAAGAACUCUUUUCCAGACAGAUUAUCUUCAGAUAUUAAGCCGCUCCUCCAAGAAGUGAAGGGUCAUCUUUAUAACCGCGACUUUGCAACCGCAUUCGGCAAGGAAGAGUACCUGGAGGCGUACGCACUGCGUUGGUCACCUAGUCGCGCGCUAUGCUAUCUGCAGAUCUUCGAAGAUCUGAAAGACGAAUUGAAUCCUUUCCACAGCGUAUCUGAAGAGACAGAGGAUGCGGAGUGGGACGUUGUAUGCCUGGGAGGAGGUGCGGGCGCCGAAAUCGUGACUCUGGGCGGACUGAUGAAACUUCUCGAACCGGUGAAUGAAGAGCACGGCGCUGAGGCGAAUAUCACUGCAAUCGAUAUCGCAGACUGGUCGAACGUAGUAACGAGAUUAAGAGACGGCGUUGUGAAUAAGCCUCUGCUAUCGAAAUAUGCAUCUGCGGCCGCACAAGAAGCGAACAAGGCAUUGACAGAUCCCGCCUGCUUCAGCGUCGCCUUUCACCAACACGAUAUCCUAAACACGCCGCUGGAUAUCCUUUCGAAAUUGGUGGGGAAAGCAGAUCUAGUCACGCUCUUGUUCACGCUUAACGAACUGUACACCACCUCGCUCUCCCUCACGCAGAAAUUCUUACUCAGCCUAACAACAAGUUUGUCAGCAGGAGCACUACUACUUGUCGUAGACAGUCCGGGGAGCUACUCGACUGUGAGCUUGAAUGGCACAGAAAAGAAAUAUCCUAUGCAGUGGCUCCUAGACCACACAUUGCUCGACACAGGAUCCAAAGCGCAAGACUCCCCAAAAUGGGAGAAGAUCAAAGAAGAAGAAAGCAAGUGGUUCCGCCUUCCUGAUACGCUCCGCUACCCGAUCGAGCUGGAGAACAUGCGGUACCAACUGCACCUUUACCGCCGCUGUGGAUGA
Molecule: messenger RNA, 1074 nt
Organism: Didymosphaeria variabile
Lineage: Eukaryota; Fungi; Ascomycota; Dothideomycetes; Pleosporales; Didymosphaeriaceae
Exons: 1
Coding region: 1-1074 (357 amino acids)
Source: RefSeq, a predicted model, not a curated record